Molecule: messenger RNA, 1092 nt
Organism: Brassica oleracea var. oleracea
Lineage: Eukaryota; Viridiplantae; Streptophyta; Magnoliopsida; Brassicales; Brassicaceae
Product: myosin-binding protein 2-like
Molecular function (GO): myosin binding
Source: RefSeq, a predicted model, not a curated record
AUGGGUAACACUGGCUCCUCCAAGAUUGAAGGCAAAAGUGAAGUGAAGCUUCAUAUGACCUCAGGAAAAGAGAUAACUUUUAAGAAUGUGAAGCAUGUACCAGAUAUGCGGAAGAAUCUGAUUUCCGGUUCACUUUUGAGCAAAGCUGGAUUUGCUAUAACUUUUGAUUCUGAUAAGGUUGUACUCAAGAAACAUGGGGUUUACAUGGGAAAGGGGUUUGUUCAAGGGAAUGAUACGUUGGAGUUCAGACCGGUUAAUAUUGAAACAACUAGACCCGUCUUAAACACCAACGGAGAGCUACAUAAUGCAAUGUUUCACCUCGGUGGAAGAGGAUCCCUUGAUAGAAUGGGAUGUCUUGAAGGAUUACUCACCAUGGAGAAGCUGAAGUCGGAGUUAGAAGCGUCUGCGACUGCAGCCAAUGAAACAAUGGCGAUGAUCAAUAGGUUGCAUGAAGAGAAAGCCGCGAUGCAGAUGGAGGCCUUACAGUAUCAGAGAAUGAUGGAGGAGCAAUCUGAGUUCGAUCAAGAAGCCUUGCAGCUGUUGAAUGAGCUUAUGGUGAAACGAGAGAAGGAGAACGCAGAGCUCGAGAAGGAGCUAGAGGUGUGUAGAAAGAGGUUGGAGGAGUAUGAAACUAAAGAGAAAAUAGAGAUGAUUAUGAGGAGAAUGAAAGAUGAUUCCUCUGUUGAUUCAGAUGAGAACACGCCGGUUAGUGUUGUGCUUCGUCUUGAUGAGUGUUUAGACGAUUAUGAAGGAGAGAGGCUUUCGCUUCUUGAGAGAUUGGAGUUUCUUGAAGAGAAACUCACUGCUCUGCAUGAUGAAGAGGACGAGAGUAAUGUUAGCAUCAAUGGAAAGUGCCAUUUUCAUGGGAAGCAUAGAGUACUCAAGUCAAAGCUACUUCCACUGUUUGAUGCAGUCGAUGGAGAGAUGGAAAAUGGAAACCACUAUGAAAAUGGGGUUAAUGAAUCUGAGAGUGGUGAGAUUGUAACGGUGGAAGAAGAAGUGGAUGAGCUAUACGAGAGAAUAGAAGCUCUAAAAGGGACAAAGGCUUUUGAUCUUAUUCGUGUAAGAGAAAAUGAAGACAUGAGUUUUUGA